AUGCGCAACAAAAAGAAAAGCACCGUCCAACUCUCCAGGACCACCACUACAACCACCUCCAUCGAGAGCAUCAGUAUCAACCUCAGAACUCCCACCCUCGUCAACAAUCGCGUUCUUCACUUCCCUCGCACCAGCCCCAGCACAGACACUAACAACAGCAACCAGCACAGCGCCGGUCAAGGAACUAGCAACUCCAACGGAACUACUAACACCGCAACCUACGAACACGCACAUCGCAUCCCUCAGUCUGCUGCGCUUCUUCAGUUAAAGACGACGCUCGGUCAUCUCAAAUCACACCACGAGGAGACGCUGAAGCUGAUCGAAAAACGCGACGCGAUUCGUCUCCGCCUGGCGAUCUUGGAUAUCGAAAAGCGGGCAUGUUCUUGUGUUGGUGCUAAUCGGGAGAUUGAGAACAAAGUCGGUCUUCGUGCCGGCGACUUUGGUGUCGACGACCUUGAGCUUGGCCCAUCGGAAGCGCCUUUUGUCCCACGGGCAUUUUCGGCAGAACCUUCAUCAAACGAGGAAAAUGGCGGGAAACGAGGCAAGGAUGUCAUGCAUGUUGUACAGAAGAUGGUGGAUGAGCUGGAUGUAGAGUUCUCGCAGGAGAUUCUGGCGCGACAGGACCAGCUCAAGGAUACCCAAUCACUGCUCAGGAACGCGACCCGAGAACUGACGGAGACGCGAAGGAGUAUCAUCGACUACAGGUCACAGGCGCAGCAAGUCGCAGAGGCUCAACAAAAGAUCAAGAACUUGUCGCUUUCGCUCGAGGAGGAGUCUCAACGGACACGGAGCCACAAGGGAUACAACAGCAAACUGCGCCCUCCUUCGGGUGAGGAUAUCGACCUAUUGUUCAAUGUCCGGAAACGCACCAGCUCUGAUGGGAUGACAACAACUGGAGCCGUUGAGGUUGGUGGUAGUGGCGAAGAUCUAAAGACGCGUGAGAGGAUGGCUGAGGACGAUUUGAUUCUCUUGCGGUCAAGGGUGUAUGCGUACCAGAAGAACGACGAGGAGCUGGCAUUGGAGUUGGCCGAGGCCAAAUCCAAAACGACUGCGAACGAGUUGUUGUGUAAGAAGGUCAUUGCGAUCUGUUGUAAUAUCCAGCUGGACAAGGUCGAGGAGAUGCUUGUCUCGUUGACGCUGGCUGUUGAGAGCGAUGGUGCUAGUUUGGGUCUGUAG
Messenger RNA from Linnemannia hyalina, 1176 nucleotides. The record is from the annotation of a GenBank genome assembly. NCBI's taxonomy places the organism in Eukaryota, Fungi, Mortierellomycota, Mortierellomycetes, Mortierellales, Mortierellaceae.